AUGAUGGAGGAAAUGCGCCAAACCUGGAAAGAAAUGGACACCAACCAAUUGAAAAAAGAUUUCGGAAAUUUGACAGGGGUAAAUAAAAACAUCGGACAAAAAUCGAUAAUAAUAAUAAUAUUUGAAUAUUUUCAGACAAUUUCCAUUGCUCUUGUCAAAUGUUGGUGUUAUCCAGAAGUUAUCGACCGAUUAAACGAAAUAUCGAGAUUUCACAAUCUAACUGAUGAGGUAUUCAAAAGAAUUGGCCCAGCCAUCAACAAAAAUUUCCCGAAACAAUCAAAAUAUUAUCGAAUAAUAGAACCAAGGAUAUACUAUAGUGUAGCUGGCACAAUUGUUGAUUUACGGCAAAUCGAAAUGGAGAUAAAGUUCGAGGAAAAAGGUGAUGAAGGAAAACCUCUCCAAGAUUUUCUGGAAAUGUAUGGUGAUAGUCCGUUGUUACACGAUUUUUUCCAGUGAGUUUGCCGAUAACUGAAAAACAUAAAUUAUUUCUUGAUUUAGAGAGCAGCGAGCCAGAAGAAACAGAAACACAAAAUUGAAGACGAUGAUUGAUCGAUUCAAAUCGUUUGAAAACAACUAUCCAAAUGAAUGUUUCAACACAACACCCAAUCGCCUAUUCAAAAUACGCAUGUUUCCAACAAAAUGCACAAUAACUGCUCCUUCCGGAAAGAAAAAACUGAAAUUCCGAAACCUCUCGAAAGAAGAUCUGGUAUUUAAAAUAAAAGUAUCAGAUUCGGCCGAAUGCAAGAUAACCCCUAAUUUGGGAAGCGUCAACAGCAAUCAACAAAUCAUCUUAUCUAUUCACCAACGUAACGGAAAAGUUGGAAAAUAUCGGUUGGUUCUGGAGUUUUUGCAAGUAAAUCAGAAGAUGGAAAACGAAGAAAUCAAAGAAUUAUUCUCAAAUAAUUCAAAUGUGGAAAUUGUGAGUGUUGAAAUAGAAAGUACUUGA
Molecule: messenger RNA, 946 nt
Organism: Caenorhabditis angaria
Lineage: Eukaryota; Metazoa; Nematoda; Chromadorea; Rhabditida; Rhabditidae
Source: the annotation of a GenBank genome assembly